This is a messenger RNA of Elaeis guineensis (African oil palm), 1520 nucleotides long. Its product is annotated as SWI/SNF complex subunit SWI3B. The record is from RefSeq and is a predicted model, not a curated record. Gene Ontology annotation, molecular function: protein binding. NCBI's taxonomy places the organism in Eukaryota, Viridiplantae, Streptophyta, Magnoliopsida, Arecales, Arecaceae.
UAAAACCUCGUCCACCUCCUUUCCCUCUCCGCUGCAAUGGCGACGCCUCCGCCGCCCGCCCAGACCCCCGGCCCGUUGCCGGCGAAUACCCCUGGGCCGCCGCAAACCCCCGUUCUUCCGGUCACCCCCGCUGUUAAAUCUGAGACUCCGUCCACCGACGUCGCCGAACUCCUCCCUGCCGCCAGUCCCCGGACGCCGGAACCCUCCCCCGCGGCCUCCUACACCAUCACCAUUCCCAGCUGCUCCGGGUGGUUUUCCUUCGGCAAGAUCCACGAGACAGAGCGAAAGAUCCUGCCGGAGUUCUUCGACGGGAAGUCAGUUUCAAGAAACCCAAGGGUUUACAAGUACUACAGGGACUCGAUCAUCAGACGGUUCAGGAGAAAUCCUUCGAGGAAGAUCACCUUCACUGAGGGCCGGCGAGGGUUGAUCGGGGACGUAGGGUCGAUCCGAAGGGUGUUUGAUUUCCUCGAGGAGUGGGGAUUGAUCAAUUAUGCUCCAUCGGCAAAGCCCAGCUUGAAGGAGAAGCGAGAGGCUGAGGAGGCUUUAGAAAAGAAGGAGAGCCCCAAGAAGCUGUGCAGCAACUGCAGGUCUGUCUGUAGCAUCGCUUGCUUUGCCACUGAUAAGGCAGACAUUAUUCUCUGUGCAAGAUGCUUUGUUCGUGGCAACUAUAGGCCUGGCCUCAGUUCAACAGAUUUUAAACGCGUUGAUAUCACUGAAGAAACAAAAACUGACUGGACUGACAAAGAGACUCUUCACCUACUUGAGGCCAUUUUGCACUAUGGUGAAGACUGGAAAAAGGUGGCCGAACAUGUUGGUGGUAGAAGCGAGAAAGACUGUGUUGCUAGAUUCAUCAAGUUGCCUUUUGGAGAGCAGUUCUUGGGGCCUCCAGAAAUUGGGGAAGAUGGUAAGCAGCACGAGAAAAAUGAUCAGGUGAGUGCUGGGCAUGAAGAGGCAGAUGCUGCAAUGUCACGCCCUAUAAAGCGAAGGCAUCUCACACCCCUAACAGAUGCAAGCAACCCAAUCAUGGCUCAGGUUGCUUUCUUAUCUGCCAUGGCUGGUUCAGAUGUCGUCAAAGCUGCAGCUCAAGCUGCCAUUUCAGCAUUAUAUGAGGUGGACCUGGCCAGCAUCAGCAGUUUGAAUGAGGCUUUCUGCCCAAAUGGUCAACCUGUUGAAGAAGUUGUUGAAGAGGCUGCCACAGAGGCACAUUCACAGCUUGAGAAGGAACUCCAAGAUGUGGAGCAAUCUGUGUCUGACGUUGUGGAUGUUCAGAUGAAAGAUAUCCAGGAUAAGAUUGCACAUUUUGAGGAGGUUGAAUUGCAGAUUGAGAGAGAGCGGCUGCAACUGCGGUACAUGAAGGAUCUACUAUUUGCUGAUCACUCAACAAUUUCUCAGCACAAGGCUCGGCUAAUGUUUAAGGGAAAUGAUGAUUUGGAGAAGUUUAGACUUGAUCGCAAUGUAACUUGACUGUCUAGAACAUUUAUCUAUAACAUGUGUAACAAUUUCUGUAUUCUUCCUCGCCA